CAUUUCUAAGAAGGUAAUGGCAGAAUAUUUCUUAUUCUUUUUAAGAAAACUACAAGUAGGCGUUGUUAUCAAAGGCUGAUUUCAACUUUCAGUAGAAGCAAUUAAUUAUUUUCUUCUAUCCCAUUAAAAAUCACCAUUCUCUGAUAGUACCCAAGGGUCUGCUUAGGCAGCGCAGCUCAACAAUAGAUGUUUACAUAAGAUACAGUAAAUAAAAACAUAAAAAAAUAACAGGCUGUUUUGCGAUGACUAUUUGCUAGAAAUUGCUUUGAUCCUGUUUGAAAUUAUAUUUCAAAACAGUAAUACUUUAUUUGAGAAGGUUGCCUUUUUACUUGCAAUGGCAUGUGACCAACUGAUAUUUUAAAAGAGAAAAAUGCAGGGAAAUUGUUUUCUUAGAGUUAACUUGAUCUUUUUAUUUUAUUUUCAGGGACUGCAAAUGAACUGAACAUGGUCAAUUCAAGCAAUACUUCAGAAAGUAACUGCGAUAGAAAUAAAAUCAUUAAACAACAAAUUAUUCCAUUGCUCUACGGUUUCAUCUUUAUAGGUGGAAUAUUGUUAAAUGCAGUGGCAGCUUGGAUCUUUCUUUACAUUCCUAGCAAGACAAGUUUUAUUGUUUAUCUCAAGAACACUGUCGCAGCCGACCUUAUUAUGAGCUUAACUUACCCUUUUAAAAUAUUUUCUGACUCCAAAAUUGGACAUUGGCAGCUCAGCAUCGUUGUCUGCCGCUUUUCUGCUGUCAUCUUUUACCUAAAUAUGUAUAUUAAUAUAACAUUAUUUGGACUCAUAGGCUUUGACAGAUGCUUUAAAGUAAUGAAGCCCCAAUUCAGCACUUCUGCUUUCAGUGUCCGGUGUAGCAAAAUUGUAUGUCUGGUCGUAUGGCUGCUACAGAUUGUUAUCUCUUUUCCCAAUAUUAUUUUAACAAACCAACUUCCUACAAAAAACAAUUCAAUUGACUGUAUGAAGCUCAAAAGCCCUCUUGGACUCCAGUGGCACACAGCUUCAAACUACACAUGCCUAGGAAUUUUCUGGAUUGUGUUUUUUCUCCUAAUAGUCUUCUACAGUUGCAUUGCCAAGAAAAUAUAUAUUUCCCACCAAAAGUUUAAGAAAAACUCCACGCUGGCAAAGAAAAAGACCAACCGAAACAUUUUCACCAUCAUGUUUGUGUUUAUCGUUUGCUUUGUUCCGUAUCACUUGGUCAGAGCCCCAUAUACGUUAAAACAAAUCAAACCUGAUUACGACUGUCAGAUUAAAAAUAUACUGUAUUACCUAAAAGAAUUUACAUUGAUACUGUCAGCUGCAAAUGUUUGUCUUGAUCCAGUUAUUUACGUAUUCCUUUGUCAACCGUUUAAGAAAAAACUGUACCAAAAGUUGCAUCUGAAAGUUAAAACAUCUGAAGAGUUUGAAAAUUCUAAAUCAAGAAAGUCAAAUGCUAUUGUUGAAACUGUUAUUGCUUUAUAAAUUUUAACAGCAACUUUAUGGAAAUGUGGGCAUGUUGUUGUAUUAAGGAAACAGUGUAUGACUGAUAAAAUAAUAUUUGCCCUACUCAAUCAUUGCUGUAAUACCUAUCCAGAAACCCUUCUCCUUACAUGAUGAAUUGAUUACACACUUAAUUAUUCAAGUAGUACUCGAUUUACAACCGUAGUUGGGAUACAUGAUCAAAAUUUGGAUACUUGGCAGCCGGCAUGUAUUGAUGACUGUUGCAGUGUCCUGGAGUCAUAUAAUCUCUAUUUGUGACCUUCCCAGCUGGUUCUGACAAGCCCAAUCAAUGGGAGAAGUUGGAUUUGCUCCACAUGCAACAACCUCGGCAAACAAAAAAUGUCAUAAAAUCCAGCACAAUCAACAUAACAAUUGCCUUACUUAGCAGCAGAAAUUCUAGUCCCAAUUUGGUUGCAAGUUGAGGACUACCGGAACUAUAGAGAAAAAUGUGAUGCUAAAGUAAACACAGUUGACAAGAUUCUAUAUACAAACUCCUGUUUUCCUUUAAAUAAAUCUGGUUAAUAACAAUGUGUGAUCUUCCAACUUUCGUGAUGGCAUAUGGUUGUGAAGGAUUUGACACAGAUCACUCUAUUCAUGGUUGUAUUAUGUCCUUGUAUAAUCUCAUCAAUACUUUCCUGUGAAUUACUUGGGAAAUAACAGUGGCAUAAAGGUAGAACUCAACUUACAACCCACAAUUAGGACUAGAAUUUUCAUUGUUAAGUUGUUAGGUGAGCUACAAUCCUGUCUACAAUCUUUUUUGCUAUGGUUGUUAAAUGAAUCAUUGCAAUUAUAAGUGAACUGCACAAUCUUUAA
This is a messenger RNA of Thamnophis elegans (Western terrestrial garter snake), 2286 nucleotides long. Its product is annotated as P2Y purinoceptor 14-like. NCBI's taxonomy places the organism in Eukaryota, Metazoa, Chordata, Lepidosauria, Squamata, Natricidae. Gene Ontology annotation, biological process: G protein-coupled receptor signaling pathway. The coding region runs from base 445 to 1455 and encodes 336 amino acids. The transcript has a single exon. Gene Ontology annotation, cellular component: membrane. Gene Ontology annotation, molecular function: G protein-coupled purinergic nucleotide receptor activity. The record is from RefSeq and is a predicted model, not a curated record.